Molecule: messenger RNA, 636 nt
Organism: Penicillium cataractarum
Lineage: Eukaryota; Fungi; Ascomycota; Eurotiomycetes; Eurotiales; Aspergillaceae
Product: autophagy protein 5
Exons: 3
Coding region: 1-636 (211 amino acids)
Biological process (GO): cellular response to nitrogen starvation; nucleophagy; autophagosome assembly
Cellular component (GO): phagophore assembly site membrane; cytoplasm; Atg12-Atg5-Atg16 complex
Source: RefSeq, a predicted model, not a curated record
AUGGACACCCCUGCAUCUCCUGCAGCCAUCCAGAAAGGCAUUUGGGACGGGCGAAUUCCCUUGGAAAUUGUCCUUGCCCCAUCUGAGAGCCGGAGCUAUGACAAGACGGAUGCCUAUCUUAUCUCAUACCCACGCGUCUCAUAUCUUCCCUCGUUGCUUCCAAAGCUUCGAGCCUUUUUCUCUCCAUAUCUGAUUGAGCCUGGGUCUCGGCACCACGAUGGAUGGUUUGCUUUCGAGGGUGUCCCACUGAAAUGGCACUACCCAGUCGGUCUCCUGUUCGACUUGUAUGCUGGAGCAGACCCUGCCACCAAGACCGGGUUCGGCAGCGAUGUCUCCCAGGAGAACGGAUCACCUUUUCCCUGGCGACUGACAGUCCAUUUCAGUGACUGGCCUGUCGAAGAUCUCGUUCGACUCGACGAGAAUGGCAUGGUCAUGAACGAUGCAUUCAUCAACAGCGUCAAAGAGGCUGAUUUCCUUCGAAACGGGACCGCAAAGGGCAUCAUGAGCCUUUCCAAGGAGGACUCAUCGGGUCUUUGGAAGGCAGUAGAAAAUGCGUAUUUCUCACAUUCUGCUACCUCCCCUGUCGCAGCCAUUCCGCAACGUGCCUAUUCGCAUCUUUUUACCGCUGCCACCUGA